UUUAUUUUAAAUAAUAUACACUUUAUUGUGACAAUGAUUAUAGCAAUUAUACCAUGUACAUUUUGUAAAUUAUAUAUAUCAAUUUAAAAUAAAGAUGGCCAUUGCACACAAAAAAAAACUUAAUCAAAAUAAGAAAAAACUGGUUUGCAGAAACCUACUGAAUGAUUUUAUGAAAUCGAAAAAGGAACAUAAUCUGGAUACAAAAUCCCAUAUACCAGAAUGGAUAGAAGAAACAUCAGCUGCUUGUAGUAGUAUAAAACACAAUGUGAAUAUACAUGGUAUCAAAUGUUUAGCAACUAAUGAACAGACCAUUGAAUUAAAUGGGGUAGAUUAUAUCAUUGAAAUUAACAAUGAAAUAGAAAAAGAAUCAUACUCUCCUUUACCAAAGGACAUUGAUAAUGUUAUAGUUCAGGAUGAAGAUCUAUUGGAUGAUAAAAUUUACCAAGAAGAAGUAAUUUUGUAGACAUGAUUCCAGAUGAGCAAAGUGUUUACAAAACUAAAUCAAGUAACAUAUUUCAAAUGCAUAAUAGUAUGUAAGAUUUGGAUGAAGGUGUAAGUAUUGUAAUGGGCACACCUGAGUCAAACCAUGUUACUGAAGAGUUCAGUAAUAACAUAGAACAUAAGCAGAAAAACGAUACCAGGUAGUAUAGACAGUAUAGAAAGAAAAAGAGAAAUCAUAGAUUAGAGAAUACUACAAAUAAAGGGAAACAGGUCUUGGUUCAAACAUCAGAACAUCUUCCUAACUGUAGAAACAACUGCAAGGCAAGUGUUGAUGAUGAAUUACGUUUACACUUAUUUAAUUUAUAUUGGUCUAUGAACGAUUAUAACAGGCGUAGAGCUUAUUUAUCAAGCUUUAUUACUAGCUCUAACAAGAAGGUUGUUAGGAAAAGAAGAGAUACGCCUGAAAAGCUAGAGAUAAGGUAUUCCAUUAUGCAGUACCAAAAGAUGGAACAAAUAUACCGGUUUGUAAAGGGUGUUUUUUAAAAAUCUUUUGUUGGAAAAAAAGGUUUUUAACAAAUGUUUGUAAUAAUUCCUUAACUUCUCCAGCAAAUAAAUGUUCACCUGACAAGAGAGUAAGUGAUCUACCUAAAAAUAAAAGAUCCAAUAUUGAUAUUAAAAUGGUUACAGAUCAUUUAAAUAAAUUACCAGUUUAUGAGAGUCACUAUUGUAGAAAAGAGACUAACGAAAAGUACCUUCCUCCAUACUUAACACUUCAAAGAGCUUAUGAAGAUUAUAUUAAAACUGUAGAU
Myzus persicae (green peach aphid) is the source of this 1250-nucleotide messenger RNA. RefSeq lists its product as uncharacterized. The transcript is spliced from 4 exons. NCBI's taxonomy places the organism in Eukaryota, Metazoa, Arthropoda, Insecta, Hemiptera, Aphididae. The record is from RefSeq and is a predicted model, not a curated record. The coding region runs from base 95 to 463 and encodes 122 amino acids.